Molecule: messenger RNA, 1535 nt
Organism: Syngnathoides biaculeatus (alligator pipefish)
Lineage: Eukaryota; Metazoa; Chordata; Actinopteri; Syngnathiformes; Syngnathidae
Gene: elof1
Product: elongation factor 1
Exons: 4
Coding region: 297-548 (83 amino acids)
Biological process (GO): transcription elongation by RNA polymerase II
Cellular component (GO): transcription elongation factor complex
Molecular function (GO): RNA polymerase II complex binding
Source: RefSeq, a predicted model, not a curated record
AUUGUUGCGGGUAUUAUUCCAUAUCAUGCACUUUCGGAAAUCAAGUGCUUGAUUUAAUGGAAUUAGUUCCAGGCUUCUUGUGUAACGCACUAAAGAAAUGAAAAUACAAACCUAAAAAAAAUGAUUUUAUUGAUACUUCCAUAUUUGCAGUUAGCUAGCUGUUGUUGGUUUGUUAGCUCGCUAAAGGGUAGCAAUUUUAUUAAGUUGAAUACUUUAUUGGGGUUUCAGACAGUUGUUUUUAAGCUAAACAAAUCACAUGCAGGGAUCAAUAUCAAAGGGAGUCUCGGACAACGAAAAUGGGACGCAGAAAAUCCAAGAGAAAGCCCCCGCCUAAGAAAAAAAUGACUGGCAACUUGGACACCCAGUUCACGUGUCCAUUUUGUAACCACGAGAAGUCCUGCGACGUGAAAAUGGAGCGAACGCGAAACACGGGAAUUAUAUCAUGCAGCGUUUGCUUGGAGGAGUUCCAGACUCCAAUAACCUAUCUGUCAGAACCGGUGGAUGUUUACAGUGACUGGAUAGAUGCAUGUGAAGCCGCCAAUCAAUGAUCAUUUCCUCCGCAAUCAAUGAUCAUUUCCUCCGCAAUCAACUGGAACAAUUAUUCUUGUUGUGUUAGCACCAUAGGUAGACAGUAUGUACCUAAACGCCACAUUGAGCGCUGAUUCUUGUAUCACAUUUUCUGCUAUAUUGGAUGUGGCAAAAUGGAGCAAUGGGCGGUAGGUUGGAUGGUUAUGAUAGCUAUGUGAAGUAAAUUACUUUUGCAGGGCCGAUCAAUGACUUCAUUGAUCGGAUCGGCAAAUUAUGAAAAUAAAGCUGACCAACCUGAACACAGGAAGAACAAUUUAAACAUUCUUCCAAGUGAAUUUACUGCACACAAAAAAUAAAGGAAUAAAACUUUUUAAAACAUUUUACAACAAUUUUCUAAAGUCCCAAACCUGUGAUUUCAGCCUCUCAAUUGUGAAUAUUGCACUGACCAAUUAACUUUAGUCCUCCACGAAAGCAGACAAAUUCCCUGCUUGGGGUUCUCUAUGGUGGCUUGCUCAAGGACAGUAGCCAGAAAGUAGACUAGAUCUCCCCAACCAACAGUUGCUAUUUUUUACCUUUUACAUUUCUUCCCAAUGGGUAUCGAAUUCUGCCUCCAAAGUCCAAGUUCUUACAUUGACACCCAUCAGAUAAAAAGUCACUUUUUUGGGGCGUCUCAUCUAUUGGCUUCCCAUAUGUAUUUGGGCGUUGGGAGGUAUGAACUUAAAAGUUCUCUGCAGUCCAUUUAAUUGUAUUAUUCUACAGGGCAGAACUUCCACAUCAAAUAUGGCAGACACAAUGAUAUAUCGCAGCAACGUGCUAAAAAACUCAAUGAGUUGUCUAUACACUGUAGUUUAUCUAUAGUUAGCACUAUUCCACAGUAGUGUAUGUCAUUAUUUUCUCAUGCAAAUAUGUGGUGGUAUUUGUUAUCUCUUAGGACUAAAAUAGUCAUGAAACAUGAUAUUUCUUUCACUGUUAUUUUACUCACCACUGGUAUUACCUCAUGUGAUUAU